GAUAUCUUAACGCAAAGAUCAGCACACGAAACGUCAUGAUCAGUCCUUCCUCCUUUCUAUUGCAAUGUUGCUUCUGACUUAGUGGGACUCCAGUUGUCCGAUGAAAUUGCCACACAGAUCAUAGAUCCUCAAUUCCUUUGAUCAUCGCUCAUUAGCGGCCUCGUAGAACCAGAAGAACACAAUGAUAUAACAAGAGCAUUCGCUUAUCAGUAACCAAGACAUUGUUUCCUUAUUACUCUUGCUCCUUAUAUUUUGUCAUUUCUUCUCAUUUUUUCUUAACCACAAUUACAUUCAGAUUUAAUUUCUCAUCAACCACAUUGUACCAAAAGCCCACAAACAUCUGACCAUGGCCACUCAAUACGUACCCUCCCAUCCCAAUGCUGCCGAGCUUGUCCCCUACCAAGAUGGCAUGCAACUAGGUCAAGGCUUUAACACCUUCAUUGAAGCGCGCCGCGUCGACAACGCCGUUAUCAUAACAGAUCAGAAGCCCCCCUCCACAGGUUUCACCAAAAGCUAUACUUCUGAAGAGAUUGAUACUUAUGAGAAACUAGCAAACUCUCUCAAUGUGAGCGCCGGAGCAGCCAUCAGCGGCUAUGGCGCCAGCCAAUCUGUCGAUUUUGCCUAUCUGAACAAAAACGAAUUCGAAACAAGCAUGAAAACUUUCCAAGUACGCGUCGAAUGCCAAUAUCAAGCCUCUUCUGGAAUGGAAAAAUCAUUCAAUCCCAUCGAGACGAAUGAUAAAAAUGAUACCUAUGGGAAUCGUUAUAUUUCUGAUUUCAUCCAUGGCGGUCACUUCUAUGCUCGUGUAUCUAUCUUCGCGGAAAAUAAAUCAAGUUUUACUGAGAUCUCGGAAGCUACAAAGACAGCCUUCACUAUGUACGGCGUAACCGGUGAGGUAACGCAAGAAGUAAAGAAUGCCGUAGAGAAAAUAAACAGCCUUUCCACUGUCAAAAUCGUUAUUAACGAAACGUCUGCCACUAACCACGGUAACGGUGUUCGUGUUAAGGAAACCUUUGCUACAGAUUUAUUAGCUGUAAAGGAUAUGGCCGACGAGUUUUACAAGGCUGUAGAUGCAGGGAGACACAAUUAUAUUCGCUUUGCUCUUUUAGGACAAUAUACUACAUUGCCUGACUUCAAUUCCUAUUUUCAACCAUUGGACUACACGGAAGCAAUGGGGCGGAGCUGGGAGCUUUUCAACGAUUUCAUGGAUUAUAUUUCCAUUGAAAAAUUCAUUAAAGACAUUCCCGCUAAUCAAUACAAAUCUGGACAAGCUGCUCUCACCAAUUUUGAGCGAGAAAGAUUAGACCAAAUUGAGAUCUUUCGUGCAAAGAUUGCAGCAAUAACCAAAGAUCCAAAUGAUGCCCGGACUCCAGGAACUCAUAAAGAUCCCGAAAUCUUCUACCUCGAAGUAUUGAGUGAUGUGAAGAUGCUCACUUACAUCGCCCAGAGAAUUUAUACACCAGAUGGCAACUACACCGAAGUCGCGUUACAAUCUCUCACAUCAGGCGCCGAGGAAAUGUUCCAAUUCAACGCUUUUGAUUUUGAGAACGUCGGAGGCUCAGUCGUCAUUUCAUUCGGCAAAAAAGUUGAAAAUGGUAACCACAUGUAUAUUUGUUUGUUUGGGGCACGAGCUGGGCGAGGAUCUUAUACCAAUUGGCAAGAACAAAGCCAUUUCUGGGUUUUUCCAGAUGCUGUCAAAAGCUUCACAAGUCAUAAAUUGUCUUUGUCGAAAUUGGAUACGAAACAAUACCUCAGAAUCACGAAAGAGGCACACCAACCUGAUGUUAGGCCUAUGUUUGACUUUUUUGUCGUUUAGCUUGGAGGAAGCGAAACGGUAUUCUUGCAAGAGGGGAAGCAUAAAAGCUUGAUAACAACUCAAUGUUUGAUUUAUUUGAUUUCUUUGUCAUUUAGUUGGAAGAAUGAAAGUUGAAUUUGCCAAGGGAAUAUAUUAUGUGUUUAUUUCUUA
Messenger RNA from Botrytis cinerea B05.10, 1966 nucleotides. RefSeq lists its product as hypothetical. Bases 347 to 1816 code for a protein of 489 amino acids. The transcript has 11 exons. Lineage: Eukaryota; Fungi; Ascomycota; Leotiomycetes; Helotiales; Sclerotiniaceae. The record is from RefSeq and is a predicted model, not a curated record.